AUGAAGUUCCAACUCUUCACCAUCAUCGCUCUUGUCUCUGCCGCCUCUGCCGGCUUGAUCAAGCGAGUUGACGUCGAAGUUCCCGCCAUGACAGACGCCCAGGGCAACGUUGUGGUCUUCAACGCUGCCGAGGUUCCCACCAGGAAGCGACGAGCCAUCGCCGAGCAGCAGAAGCAACAGCAGCAGCAAAAGAAGAAGUACUGAUUUAAAAGACUCUUCGCCCGGGUACUUGGGGUGAUUGAGAAUGCGGUGGACCUCGUAAUGAACAGACGGAUGGACCAGACGGUUGCCUCUUCACAAAGAGACAGAAUCCAACCCAAUCCAAUCCGAUGGCUUGAGGGAUCCCAAGACAAUAAUAGCGGUUGAUUUUUUGGGCUUGUUUAGAAUAGGAUAUAAGGUUCGAGAAAUAGAAGCACUGCUCACUUGAGCUAUUGUGGAA
This is a messenger RNA of Fusarium graminearum PH-1, 439 nucleotides long. RefSeq lists its product as uncharacterized. The record is from RefSeq and is a predicted model, not a curated record. Bases 1 to 204 code for a protein of 67 amino acids. Lineage: Eukaryota; Fungi; Ascomycota; Sordariomycetes; Hypocreales; Nectriaceae. The transcript has 2 exons.